Molecule: messenger RNA, 480 nt
Organism: Strongylus vulgaris
Lineage: Eukaryota; Metazoa; Nematoda; Chromadorea; Rhabditida; Strongylidae
Source: the annotation of a GenBank genome assembly
AUGGGUGAAGACCGAGGCGAUGGCUCUUCGGCUGCCCCACCACCGUUUGGAGCCGUACCCCAACAACAACAACAGUCCACUUCACAACGACCUCCUCAACCAAUACCCCACGACUCUUCACGCAUGGCGGAUUGGGAUUGGCGUGAGAUAAAUGAUGAAACGUUGGCACAGUUAUGUGUGUUCCAUGUUCCCGAUAAACCGGUUCAACAUCAGGAUGCAAAAAAUCGUGCAAUCACUUCGUUACCGCUUAACCUUACAAUUCGUCCAUCAGCACAAGAUCCCUCGAGAAUGGGAGUUUGGUCAGUCGACUACAUUCCAAGAGGUGUUCGUUUCGGUCCGCUUCUCGGUGAGAUACAGAUGAACGGAGCCGUUGAUGCGUUGAUUUGUCCGGCUGAAGCUGCAAGCGCCGGUGGCGCUGCUGCAGGCAAUGGGUCCAAUUCAACAGCACCCACCGCUUCUCCUAAGGAAUGGAAGGUAUGA